GCAACACCUCAUACAACAAACCCCUCCUCCUUCGCCUCAUACCAACUGCUAUACUUAAUAUUCACCCCAUUUUAAUACUAUCAAUAUGAAGGCUCUCAUUCUUGUCGGAGGUUUUGGAACCCGUCUGCGCCCUUUGACCCUGACGCUCCCCAAACCCCUGGUCGAGUUCGGAAACCGGCCUAUGAUUCUGCACCAAGUCGAGAGCUUGGCUGCUGCAGGUGUGACCGAUAUUGUGUUGGCUGUCAACUACCGUCCGGAUGUUAUGGUCUCGACCCUCAAGAAGUAUGAGGAACAAUACAACGUCCGUAUCGAAUUCUCUGUCGAAUCCGAACCCCUGGGCACCGCUGGCCCCCUGAAAUUGGCCGAGAAGAUCCUGGGCAAGGACGACUCGCCGUUCUUCGUCCUCAACUCCGAUAUCAUUUGUGACUUUCCCUUCAAGGAUCUCGCAGAAUUCCACAAGCGUCAUGGUGAUGAGGGAACCAUCGUCGUCACCAAGGUGGAUGAGCCCUCCAAGUACGGUGUCGUCGUCCACAAGCCUCACCACCCAUCGCGCAUCGACCGUUUUGUCGAGAAGCCGGUUGAGUUCGUCGGUAACCGAAUCAACGCCGGUAUCUACCUCCUGAACCCCAGCGUUCUCAACCGCAUCGAACUGCGCCCGACCUCCAUCGAACAAGAAACCUUCCCAGCCAUCUGCAAGGACGGUCAACUCCACUCCUUCGACCUCGAAGGUUUCUGGAUGGACGUUGGCCAACCUAAGGACUUCCUUAGUGGUACCUGCUUGUACCUCAGCUCCCUCGCCAAGCGCAAUCCCAAGCUGCUCGCAUCCAACUCCGAGCCUUAUGUUUUCGGAGGCAAUGUUAUGGUGGACCCGACCGCCAAGAUUGGCAAGAACUGCCGCAUUGGGCCGAACGUGACAGUUGGACCGAAUGUCGUGGUGGGUGAUGGCGUGCGUCUGCAGCGCUGUGUACUCCUGGAGAACAGCAAGGUCAAGGACCACGCUUGGGUCAAGUCGACCAUUGUUGGCUGGAACAGCUCCGUAGGCAAGUGGUCUCGCUUGGAGAAUGUCACUGUUCUCGGUGACGAUGUCACCAUCGCGGACGAAGUCUAUGUCAACGGUGGUUCCAUCUUGCCGCACAAGAGCAUCAAGCAGAACAUUGAUGUUCCUGCCAUUAUCAUGUAAAACCCCCUCACUCUCACGCCGCCACGUCCUCCGAAUACUUCACCUCAAUUCAGCUUCCCUAUACCUCUCUCGACAGUCCUGAUGCAUGGAACCGGAGUCCGUUAUUUCUAUUAUUAUCUAUUAUUACCUAUUAUCUUCGUUUCGAUUCGUCGCCUUCCUCGCGCCUUCGCAAGUCUUGAUGAUCAUGGGGGUGUGCGUGCAUGUGGAUUGACGUCUUUUCUCCUAAGCCUUUUUAGUAGUCAUUUAAAACAUACGUUUCCCCUUUGCCCUAGUUCUAUCUGUUACCACUGGCAUUCAGCCAACUUCCUAUAUUCAUUACUAUUCUCUCUCCCCUCUGACAUGGCAGCU
Aspergillus glaucus CBS 516.65 is the source of this 1528-nucleotide messenger RNA. RefSeq names its product mannose-1-phosphate guanyltransferase. Bases 86 to 1180 code for a protein of 364 amino acids. Gene Ontology annotation, cellular component: cytoplasm. Gene Ontology annotation, biological process: cell wall mannoprotein biosynthetic process; GDP-mannose biosynthetic process. Gene Ontology annotation, molecular function: mannose-1-phosphate guanylyltransferase (GTP) activity; GTP binding. The record is from RefSeq and is a predicted model, not a curated record. NCBI's taxonomy places the organism in Eukaryota, Fungi, Ascomycota, Eurotiomycetes, Eurotiales, Aspergillaceae. The transcript is spliced from 5 exons.